CGAGUGUUGGUGUAUUCACAGGUAAAAAUUGUGUUCGAGCUAAAAUUUACAACAAAAUAUAGAACAACAGCGUUUUUUUAACCUUCGAUUUUGUUUUUAAUUGUUUUAAAGGUAACACUUAAUUCGGAGAGUACAGAGUCCAAAAAGUCUUAAUUAAAAUUAAAAAUACGUGACGGAAAUCAAGAUUAUUUGAAGAGAAGGAAAAACAAACAACAUACAUAGCAUGGCCUGUUCUGCGGUGACUUUAUCAAUAGCUACGAUUGGUGCAGUAGUGGCGGUAGUUUGUCUUGCUGUUGGUUUUGGUACGGACAAUUGGUAUGAGAUAAGAGUGAAUAGAACCAUCAUUCGUGCAAGACUCGAGGGGAACACAGAGGACCUGAAAAAUUUUGAAAACGAUGCGAGAUAUUUCGACAGAGAUGAAGGCCUGUUCAGAAUCUGUUUUCCACAGCAAAAGCCACGUGGUGUUUCGACCUAUGUGUCUCCCGUUCAGACAGAAUGUAUGAAUAUCAACUACUAUCUUCCUGAAAAUAAGAUUUCAGAUGAUUUCUCUGAAGAACGUUGGGAACGUCUACAUAUGGCGAGAGCUGUGAUCGGACUGUAUCUUGUGGGCUUUUUGUUUCUUUUCUUUUCGUUUUUCACGGGCGUUGCAGGAUGCUGGAAACGCUCCCAUGGAAAUAUCGUUGCCACUGGCCUUCUACAACUUCUAGCAGCUCUUGUGGACGCUGGUGCCAUGGGACUGUGGCACGGAGUUCAGUAUUACGAUUAUCAGAAACUUCGAGAUAGUAUGGCGUACUUUGGCUGGCCAGAUGUCCUGAAACACAAAGGUCACACCACCUUCAACUAUGGUUGGUCCUACAUCCUAGUUUGGAUUGGUGUGGGAAUGUGCCUGUUGACCUCCAUCUUGUUUCUUAGUUCCGCUCAUUGCCUUCGACGGGAGAAGAAGACCGAACAAGCAAAGAACAUCCAGUACCUCAUGCCUGUUUAUCCAGACAAACGACAACCGUACAACUACGCGGCUUAUCCUGGCCCUUACUAUCAAUAUGGCUACUAGGCUGGAUUUUUUUUUCAAGUCUUCCAUUUAACAACAAUGCUUAUGUUAAGACUGUUUAACCGUGUUCCAUCAGUAUAAUUUUUUUUACAAGUUGAUGUAAAUAAAGCCAUUGAAAUUUUCUUUGUUAACAUUACCAGGUACGGUGAAGACUUCGAACAGAAAACACUGUCAGCUUAAAAAAGAUGUUAGAAAAAAUAAUCCAGGCUACGUGUAUAUCGACAAGAGUAUCACUACGCAGAUUUUUAACUUUU
Molecule: messenger RNA, 1302 nt
Organism: Limulus polyphemus (Atlantic horseshoe crab)
Lineage: Eukaryota; Metazoa; Arthropoda; Merostomata; Xiphosura; Limulidae
Product: transmembrane protein 178B-like
Exons: 5
Coding region: 224-1051 (275 amino acids)
Cellular component (GO): membrane
Source: RefSeq, a predicted model, not a curated record